Stegodyphus dumicola is the source of this 3171-nucleotide messenger RNA. RefSeq names its product protein-cysteine N-palmitoyltransferase Rasp (gene rasp). The record is from RefSeq and is a predicted model, not a curated record. Gene Ontology annotation, cellular component: endoplasmic reticulum. NCBI's taxonomy places the organism in Eukaryota, Metazoa, Arthropoda, Arachnida, Araneae, Eresidae. Gene Ontology annotation, biological process: protein palmitoylation. Gene Ontology annotation, molecular function: palmitoyltransferase activity.
AGGAAAUGUGCCUAGGUGGAAGCUAAAGUGUAAAUUUGCCUGGAAACUGGGAAUGUAAACAUUAGGCGGCUAUGUUGAAUUUAAGCGAGAUUAAUUUAGGUUUUUUUUUAAAACAAAUUAGGAUUGAAAGGAACUAAUUUAACUAUAAAAUGAAUUUAAAAUCCAAAUACUUAUGGUUGGCAUUUAUAGUUGAAAUUAUUAAAUAUGCCUAUUUAUUCAUAUGAAAGUAUAUAUUUCAGCUAUCAGAAUUACCUGCAGUUGGGAUGAUAGUGCUUCUUAAUAUAAUUGUGUUCAGGCUGUGUUAUUUCUUUGAUUAAAAGUAGUAAUAAAGAAUUGGGAAACGUCUGCCAAUGAAGGACUUUGUAUUUUAUAUGUAAAGUGAAUCAUAAAAAUGGUGCCUGCAGUUUGACUUCCUUCCUCUCUUUUUUACCACCUGAGCACAGAGACACAGCUAGGGUUUUCAGCACCCGGGGACAACUGAAGAUUUUGCACCCUUUUCUGUGUGCGGAGAAUGGAAAACAUAUUAUUCUAAAAUUUCAUAACAUCAGCUUGGCACCCCCUGGAUGCUGCACCCAGGAACAGAUGUCUCCCCUUGUCUAACCCUAGCUACGCUACUGCAUGAGCCCUGGCUUCUCUUUCAUCAUUUGCACUUCUGCAGCAGAAUGAAAGUGAAACUAGAACGGAUCAUUUAUUGGGCUGUUUGGACUAGUUCAGUAUUAUGGUCCCUUCUAAAGUUUGUUAAAUCUAGUAAAGAAUAUUUUUAUGCAUUGAAUCCUGAUGAUUUUCAAAAUGGUUGGCAGAUUUUACAAGGAGAAAAAAAGGAUAAUUCUGAUGUUGAGUGGUCCAUCAUAAGUGACACUUUUAAACGUUACUGGAUUAUUCUUAUGUUCCAAAUAUUCUGCACACAGUUUAUUUUAAGGAUGCACAGAAAUGGUGUUCCUUUCUUUUAUGCUUUCUAUUCCAUGCUGUGCCUUGUAGCAAUUAUUGGAACUCAAGCAACUACUGUGUUUUUAUCAUACAUUGCAAUUAUGUUUGUUGCUCAUAUUAGUGGGAGAAAAGGGCUUUGUUAUUUGCUGACUUUACUUGCUUUGGUGUUGCUACAUAACCCAUAUUUCCAAGAUGCAAAGGCAUCUUUAACAAAAGGUGAAACUCAGUCGUUUCUGUUUGAAGUUGGGCUUGCUUGGAUGAUGGCCAAAUGCUUAAGCUUUGCAGUUGAUCGCAUUGAAGAUGACAAUCAUAAAAAUGUGACUGCUAUGGAUGUUGCUACUACAUUAUCAUAUUGCUUAUAUUUACCAGCAGUGUUUACUGGGCCUAUAUUUCGCUACAGUCAGUUUUUAAAGGAAGUUUUUGAAUCAGAGAGAUCACAGCCAGGAAUAAUCUUAAGAAAUGUGUUACGUGUUUUUUAUGUGUUGUUAUGGUACUUCAUUUAUGAAAUUUUGUUGCAUUUUGUUUACUCAUCAGCUGUUCAGUAUUUUCCAGAAGUUGCAUUUAAUUUUGAUAGCUGGUCUUUAUGUGGAUUAGGUUAUACAUUACCUAUGAUGUUCUACCUAAAAUAUUUCAUUAUUUAUGGUAUGGCAGGAAGCAUUGCAAGACUGGAAGGUUUUAAUUUUCCUCCUGCACCUAAAUGUAUAAGUUGUAUUCAUUUAUCUUCAUACCUGUGGCGGCAUUUCGACAGAGGCCUUUAUUUGUGGAUAUUAAGGUAUAUAUAUCAUCCUUUGGUAAAUAAACAGCGUACAAUUUUUAGAAGGGUAUAUGCACUUGUUUUAUCUUUCACAUUUGUUUCCGUUUGGCAUGGUAUGGAUAAACCUGUAUGUGUAUGGAGUACAUUGAAUUUUUUGCUUGUGUUUUCUGAAGUACUGAUGCAAUAUACUUUAUCCACUAGAGCUGGGAGAUAUUUUGAAGUAAGAUAAUACUUAAUACAAUUACAUUAAAAAUAUUUUCAUUGUAUUUUAAAACAAAUCUUUUAUUUAUGUUUCAUGUUGACUUUUGAACAAUUAAACUAUAAUAUUUUCUGUUUUUAAUACUUUUUGUUAUAACUUAAUUAUGUAAACUGCUGUGACCAAAAAGUAUCAAGGAUGAUUCCAAAAAAUAAAAAAUUCAAUUUAUUGCCAAUAUUUAUUACAUUCUCUUUAAAGUAAUCCUCUUUUCCUGCAGUUCACUUGUGCCAACAUUUUAUCUGAUAUUCGAAACAUGUUUUAAGAUCAUUUUCAUGCAAUUCUUUGAGGACUUCUUGUAGUUUUUUUUAAAAAUUGUAUCAAGAGACUCUAGGUGGUAACUAUGUGACAGUUUUAUUGGAAGAAAUUUAAAACAGUUCACAUUAAGCCAUUUCAGAUAAAUAUGCUGCUCAUGGAGCUAUUUUUUUGAUUUCGAUCAAAAAUUCACGAACAGGUUACAGGUUAUGGAGGACGGAGACGCCUGGUGUCUAUGCACAAUUUUAACACUGUUGCCUUUCGAAGGCAUCAAACAAUACUUGGAUUCUUGUAACAAUUUUGUCGGUAGAGGUUUCUGUAAAAGAAAAACAAUCAUAAUUAAUAAUGUGUAACAUUUUCGGAGGCCAGGAUCUGCGCCCCCCAGCCGCUUCCAACCGGCAGGACUCCGGUCAUCACUGAAACCCUGGCCAUUUUGCAAAUCAGGUGCUACAACUCCGUCCUUCGGUUAAGUUGUUUAAUUUCUUAGUCUACUCAGGAACGUCGUCGGCUAGUCCCCGCUCUGCGACUUGGAAGUCAUCGGAAACAACAAAAUUAUCUCCUUGGUCCCUUCCUUCAAAAACUAACGUGUUAUUCAAAAAUGGUUUCCUCGUAUCUCCUGAAAACACUGUGCAGCCACUUUAAUAGCUGGCGCGUUUUUUCAAAAUUUGGUGUAGAUGUUGAUCAGCAGGAAGCCAAACCAGCAACCUGAACCUAGAAAUCUUCAUGGGAAGGGGUUUCCCGACUACCAUAAGAGCCAUUUAUCUCCAUUCCUCCUCUCAGCUUCCAAGGCCACACCAAUGUGUCAUCAGAUCCACAGACAAAAACAAGGGGGGGGGAAGAAACGAGCCUCGCUCGAGGUCCCAGUCGACAAUGCAAAGCUUCUAACUCAACGAAUAUUUUCCCCCACCAUAAAAUAUGCUGUAGAACCUCUCCAUUCUCGCCUGUCCAGCAAAACAUGGUCCUCUUUUCGGGAAACACCAUA